This is a messenger RNA of Manihot esculenta (cassava), 2280 nucleotides long. RefSeq names its product monocopper oxidase-like protein SKU5. The transcript has 11 exons. Gene Ontology annotation, molecular function: copper ion binding; oxidoreductase activity. The record is from RefSeq and is a predicted model, not a curated record. NCBI's taxonomy places the organism in Eukaryota, Viridiplantae, Streptophyta, Magnoliopsida, Malpighiales, Euphorbiaceae. Bases 243 to 2123 code for a protein of 626 amino acids.
GAGUCUUUCCAUUGCAUGUUGCAAAUUUCUUGAGCAUUUGGUCAAUUCCUUACUAAUCACUUGCAUGUCUUCUCUUGUUUUUGGUGGAAGAGAUCAAAAGAUCACCCAUCCCAGAGUUGAACUUCAUGAGCUCAGUUCCCUGCUCUUCAAGAUCCAACUCAAACAAUGUGAUGAUUAAAUCAAGGCAAAUCAGUUUUCUCCAAGCUGUUGAUGAUCCUAAUAGAUCAUAACAUCUCCAGAAAAUGGCAUUUGUGGGUAAUAAUUCAUCACUACAACUCCUGCUCGGCACGAGCUUCGUGCUUCUUGCUUCAGUUGCGGUCAAUGGUGAAGACUUUUUCCAUGAAUGGAGGGUUGCAAUUGACACAACAAUCAAACCAGUAUUAGCAAAUCAGCCUGUUAUUACAAUCAAUGGCAUGUUCCCUGGACCCCUUAUCAAUGCCUCCACAAAUGACGAUAUUCAUAUCAAUGUGUUCAAUGGCAUGGACGAGCCUAUUCUAUUUACAUGGAAUGGGAUUCAACAGAGAUUAAACUCAUGGCAAGAUGGAGUUUCUGGGACGAAUUGUCCAAUUCAGCCUGGAAAAAAUUGGACUUAUUUGUUUCAGAUGAAGGAUCAAAUUGGCAGCUUCUUCUACUUCCCUUCUUUGAAUUUCCAGAAAGCUGGGGGAGGAUUUGGUCCUAUUAGGAUUAAUAAUCGUAUAGUCAUAAGUGUGCCUUUUCCUAAACCAGCAGCUGAGUAUGAUCUUCUCAUUGGGGAUUGGUAUCAAACAUCUUAUAAGGAGGUUAGGUCCAUGAUACUGAAUGGCUCUACCAAUCUUGGUCCGCCAGAUAAGAUGCUAAUAAAUGGCAAAGGCCCAUAUUUAGAUCCUUCAACCAAAUCCUAUGAGUCAUUCACUUUCACAUCAGGAAAGACAUACAGGUUGAGAAUAUCCAAUGUGGGGAGUGUAUGGAGUUUCAAUUUCAGGAUACAAAAUCAUAAAAUGUUACUGGUUGAAACGGAAGGAUCAUACACUAAUCAGACUACAUUUGAAUCGUUGGAUGUGCAUGUUGGGCAAUCCUACUCUGUUCUCGUCACAGCAGAUCAGAAAGCAGCAGACUAUUAUAUCGUGGCUGCUCCUAAAAUGGUUAACGCUGAUAAAAUCAACAGUGUUACUGCUGUAGGAAUUCUACAUUAUGCUAAUUCUACUACAAAUGCCACUGGUCCUCUUCCAAUUGGUCCUGAUCCUUUUGAUCUGCAAUUCUCCAUUAAUCAAGCUAAGUCCAUCAGGUGGAACAUGACCACGGGAGCUGCAAGGCCAAACCCGCAAGGAACCUUCAACGUUACCAAUGUGACAUUAUCACAAACAUUUAUCCUGCAAGGAUCAAAAGCUGAGAUUGAUGGUGAAUCCUUUUAUACAGUCAACGAUGUCUCCUACACUACACCAACUACUCCAUUAAAGCUUGCUGAUCACUUCGGAGAUCGGUCUGGGGUUUUUGAACUUGAUCAAUUUUCCACUAAUUCUUCAAAUGGUAGCCCCAAACAUGGCGUUUUUGUUGCGUCCGGGAACCAUAAAGGAUGGCUAGAAAUUGUGUUCAAGAAUAAUUUGGAUGUUAUGGAUUCUUGGCAUUUGGAUGGCUUUGGCUUCUUUGUUGUUGGAUACGGUGAAGGAGAAUGGAGAAAUCAAUCGCGCUUAACUUAUAAUAUUUAUGAUCCUGUAGUUCGUUCCACAGUUCAGGUGUACCCAAAAGCAUGGAGUGCAGUGUAUGCAUAUCUUGACAAUCCAGGGAUGUGGAACUUGAGAUCACAAAAUUUGAGAAAUUGGUACUUAGGCCAAGAGCUCUACAUUAGAGUUUAUGAUGCUGACCCUGAUCCUGCCAAAGAGAGACCACCCCCUGCUAAUCUUCUCUUUUGUGGGAAAUUCAGUUCGCCUCCUCCACCUCCAGCUCCUGCACCUAAUGCUCCUGCAUUUCCUCCUCCGCCUGCUGCAUUAACUCCUCCUCCGCCUGCUGCAUCUCCUCCUCCUCCUAAUGCUUCUCCUCCUCCUCCAUCAACUGUUCCUACUUCUCUUGCAUUAUCUAGACAAAUUUCAUGGUUUGAAAACAUUAUGAUGGUGAUUAUUGCAUUUCUUUGCAUUGGACAGCAGUAGAUGGUGAAAUUUUUCAUUAAAUUAUGAAUUUGACAGUGAAGUGAAUUGGAAAAAUAAACUUAUGAUAUCAUAAUUUUAGAAUUUAAUUAUCUUUUUGGAAAAUACCCUUAAAAAUAGGCUUACAAGCAAUGAUAUAUGUUAUUUAUUAUAUAGUUUA